AUGAUUAGAAAUAAUUCUCACAAAAUUUCGACAAAAAAGCCAAAAACCCGUAAAUUAUUGAAGAAAAAAUCAAAAAUCAAAAAAAAUUCAACAGUCACCGAAGGCGAUUUUCACAGUUUUCACAACAAUUUAAACUCUUCAAAACCCUCACUUUCUACCGUAAAAUUAAGAAGACUUUUAACAGAAAAAGACUCCUCAGAAAAACUUCCAGGGAGAUAUUACACCCCUAAAGAGCUUUUAAAGGUUUCCAAACAAAUUAACGAAGAAAGCAAGCCGCAUGUAAUUAGUGUCGAUGAAUAUUUUUAUAACAGCAUUACAAAAAAUAUUGACAUCUCCAGUGAUGUAGAGCAUAUAAAAUCUUCACCUUUAAUUAAAGAUCUUGGCGACCUUAACAAAAAUGAUAAAAGGAUGCUCGAUACCUUAAAAAUCAAAAAAGGUCCAAAACGUCUCAAUUCUCAACCAAAAACAAAUAUUUUUGCGAAAUUAACAAAUGCCCUUGAUAGGUUGGAAACAGAAGAGUCUGAAAGACUGCGAAAACAAGGGAAUGUUUUUAUGUCAAAAAUGAACACAAAAUCAUAUAAAAAGCUACUAAAAUCGGUAAAUUUGCCUUUUGCAGAUCAUAAGAGGGUGCCACCUCCACAAAGUAAAUGUUAUUUAGGAAUAAAAUUUAGAGCUCCUGCACUGAAAAAGACCUGAAGCUGUGAGCUUAGUGACGAUGAUGAAGAAACUGAAUAUUCAAUAGAAAAUAAAGGGAAAACUAAGAAAGAUAAAGUAAAUAAAGAAAUUGAAAUCAUUAUGGAUGAUCUUCAAGAAGAAAUCAAAAAAAUUGAAGAUUACAUAUACAGAAAGAAAACUGGAGACAUUUUUAAGAGAGAAAUUGAAGUAGGAAGCCUAGCGAAAUCUGUUUGAAAAAUGAGGGAUGAAAGACCUGCUAUUUCUGUUGACGUUGCGAAGCUAUUUGAUCGUUUGGCAAAGAGAAAAACUGUAUGGAUGAAUUCAAGAAAAGAAUAA
Molecule: messenger RNA, 1011 nt
Organism: Blepharisma stoltei
Lineage: Eukaryota; Ciliophora; Heterotrichea; Heterotrichida; Blepharismidae
Source: the annotation of a GenBank genome assembly